Molecule: messenger RNA, 1050 nt
Organism: Stereum hirsutum FP-91666 SS1
Lineage: Eukaryota; Fungi; Basidiomycota; Agaricomycetes; Russulales; Stereaceae
Exons: 2
Coding region: 1-912 (303 amino acids)
Source: RefSeq, a predicted model, not a curated record
AUGAUCCUUCGCCAGAAAUCUCUGGACACGCUUCCAGUCGAGCUGCUCUACGAGAUCUACUUCUUCGCCCUGUCAGAGCACCUCCCACUGACCUGCAAACGUCUCCACGCCGUCUUCAAACAUGCACCUCCCUCAGUCCACGCAACAUAUCUUCUCAAUCGUCACCAAAUAUUUCUAAACAAAUCCACCGCGCCCAAACCGCAACUCCUAACAGUCAUCCUCCGCUACCCACUCGUCACAGAAGCCGUCCUCUCCUCUCUCCUCGCCCAUCCCAUCGUCACAUCCCAUCCCCACCUCCUCAUCCAACCCCCACACCUCCCUCGCCGUCUCUUCCGCUCCUUACAACAACGCCAACCCAGAAGCAUACCCCUCAAGGAACGCCACGCACCUCUGCCGUUCCUAAAAUUCCUGUAUAAUCAUCCGAAGAUCCCGAGACCGGAUACGAACGCACAUGAGGGCUAUGCAUUGGCUAGGGCUGUAUUGGCCGGUUUCGUGCCGUUGAUAGAAUUUCUGCUGGAUAAUGGCGCAGAUCCGGGGCUGAAAGGGGGUAUCGCUGUGAAGGUGGCCAUCCAGAUGCGGGAUCUUGGGUUAGUGAGGAUGUUGGUCGAACGAGGAUACACGCCACCAACUACCGAUACAACUACAGUUCCGUUCAGCUCACGAAGGUCAAGCUUCGGUCGCAGAAUGGAGGCCGCUGUGGCUGAUGCGGGCAGCGGUGGUGAAAACGCCACUGUGGCGUCUGGAGCCAAGAGACGGAGAACGGAGGACAGGAUGAAGGUGACCCCUGGAUUGCUUCAGACGGCGGUGAGGCAUGGUGCGAUGGAUAUAGUAGAUUGGAUGAUGAAGGAGAAGGGGUGUGUGCCCGACAUGAAGACAAUUAGCUUGAUGAUGGCGAUGAGGUCUGGACAGUAGACUUGGACGAGCAUUCAUACUCCUGACUCAUCGACCAAGCUCAAGCAUCCAGCAGGAGGUUAAUGUUAGGAUAUCUAUUUGUAUCUGUGCCUUCCUCGUAGUGGAUAUACCGAGUAUUGGAUCUGUGGAGACUUUACU